Messenger RNA from Cyclopterus lumpus (lumpfish), 1347 nucleotides. RefSeq names its product mitochondrial ribosomal protein L18 (gene mrpl18). Lineage: Eukaryota; Metazoa; Chordata; Actinopteri; Perciformes; Cyclopteridae. The transcript has 4 exons. Bases 191 to 739 code for a protein of 182 amino acids. The record is from RefSeq and is a predicted model, not a curated record. Gene Ontology annotation, molecular function: structural constituent of ribosome; 5S rRNA binding. Gene Ontology annotation, biological process: translation. Gene Ontology annotation, cellular component: mitochondrion; ribosome.
AGCACCAAAUAGACCGGAUGUUGUCUGAAUGUCAAAGAUGGCGCUCCGCAUGUCACGGUGAAUUCUUAUCGGAUAGCGAGAGUCAAAUACUUCAUAUGUUUAAGGACAUGAUGUACUGUAUGUUGUACGGCAGCACAUUGACCAGACUUUAAGACUUUUAAUUUAUGAAGUGAACACAAUUGAGGAGGAGAUGGCUUCCUGUUUACGGCUGCUGUUUAGGCAAAUUCGACGUCCAAUUGUGGCUACAAAUCAGACGGCUCGGUGUCUGAGUCAGGCAGCCUCUCAGCCGGAGCCCUGCUCGGAGGAAAACGAAGCCGUGAACCCGACCUUUGUGAACAGAAACCCCCGGAACUUGGAGCAGCUGGCUCUGGCUGUGAAGGACCGGGGCUGGAAGACGACCUGGCCACACCGGGAGUUCUACCACAGGUUGGAGUUUUCUCGCACCCAGCAUCAUGUGACGGCACACGUGUUCUCCAGCAGCUCUCCUGUCCCAGUGCUUUCCUGCUCCACCAAGGAGUGGGCGCUGAAGAAGGAGCUGGCUUCCACAAGAUGCGUGGCAGCAUGUCAGGCUGUGGGCGAGGUGCUGGCUCAACGAUGCCAGCAGGCUGGCAUCACCAGGAUGGUGUACAGGGCGAUUCCCUGGACGUACCGCUCUGACGCUGUACAGUCAUUCAGGGCGGCAAUGAAAGAGGGAGGAAUCACCCUUAGUGAACCCAGAAGAAAAUACAUUGGCACCUGAAUUGAUGUCAUCUAUCACAUCUGUUGUUAUUUAAAAAAGCCCUCUGUAUCCCUUACUCUCUGCUCUUUUGUGAAUUAAGACUGUAUUGUUAUUAAGAUGACCAGCAAUUCAGUAAAUGACAAUUUAAAGAGAAACAAAAUGAGUGGCGAAAGUACGGUUGCUUGUCCCUGUGGUUUGUUUCUUGUGGAUAAAAUGUGAGGUCGUAGUAAACUCCUGCCCGACACCUCAAAACAAUAUGAGUAUCAGAUUAUGUUUCAAUUAUAGAGGUGUGCUUUUACUUAAUAUAUGAUGGUAUGUUGACAAAGUUCAGGCCAUCACUUUGAUUAGGAAACUUUGUACAAAUGCAUAAAGGUGAUUGAGUAAAGUACAAGGUGUAAAGUGAGUAAAAUGCAUUUAUUUAUUUUUGUAUAAAAUAAAUAGAAUUAUAUUUUACUGAUUUUUAUACUUUGAGUUCUAUCAAAAUCUAAAUUGUAAAUACAAGUCAAGAUUUCAAAAUGUAUCUCCACUAACUAAAUAUACUUUAUAGUCUUCUUAAAUCCAUACUCUCCCCUAAUUUGCUACAACUUAGAAGUAUAAGAAAUAGAAAAUAAAAAUUGAAUAAGACAUAA